This is a messenger RNA of Cooperia oncophora, 690 nucleotides long. The record is from the annotation of a GenBank genome assembly. Lineage: Eukaryota; Metazoa; Nematoda; Chromadorea; Rhabditida; Trichostrongylidae.
UACAUUUUCGUUGCAGGCGGAGAGUCGGGAUCAGCGGACACUGCUCGCGAUCCACGCGGUUUUGCUGUGAAAUUCUACACUGAGGAGGGAAACUGGGACUUGGUCGGCAACAAUACACCAAUUUUCUUUAUUCGUGAUCCACUCCAAUUCCCGGAAUUUAUCCAUGUCUUGAAGAGAAAUCCACAGACUCAUCUCAGAGAUAUGGACAUGUUGUGGGACUUUUGGAGUCUUCGACCUGAAUCCACACAUCAGGUGAUGUUCUUGAUGUCAGAUCGAGGAACUCCCGAUGGCUUCCGCUUUAUGCACGGCUAUGGCUCCAAUACCUUCAAACUCGUCAAUGCGGAAGGAAAUCCGGUUUAUUGUAAAUUCCACUUCAGGGCGAAAGAGAUUAGGAAUCUCUCUGCUGCCGACGCUGCUCGUCUUGCUGGUGAAGAUCCUGAUUAUGCUAUUCGCGAUCUGUACAACGCAAUCGAAAAAGGAGAUUUUCCUCAGUGGAACCUCCACAUUCAGGUGAUGACAUUCGAGCAAGCACAGAAUUGGCCAAUGAAUCCAUUCGACGUCACUAAAGUUUGGCCACAUGGCGAAUUCCCACUGAUUCCGGUCGGCACAAUGACACUUAACAGGAAUCCUAGAAAUUAUUUCGCUGAGGUAGAGCAGGCAGCCUUCUGUCCAGCCAUUUGUUCCGAGUAA